Molecule: messenger RNA, 2025 nt
Organism: Sclerotinia sclerotiorum 1980 UF-70
Lineage: Eukaryota; Fungi; Ascomycota; Leotiomycetes; Helotiales; Sclerotiniaceae
Exons: 5
Coding region: 1-2025 (674 amino acids)
Source: RefSeq, a predicted model, not a curated record
AUGCUAGAUAAAUAUCAACAGACAGACGGGAAUAACCUUAAUGCUUCUGAUGAUAUAAACCACGUGGGAUUCAUUCUUCUCGACCCUCACUCUUCGAAAGAUGCACUCGCAGCAUGUGAGGCUUUGAAUGAAAAGCUGCUCAGCAGUAGCACAAUAAAACGCCAAACGUCUGAUUUUCUACUUCCCCUAUCAUACCAAGCAUACCGUGGUCGCGCCUCAUCAUCACAACUAUAUAUCAUUGACGGUGGAAUUGUUUCCUAUGACUCAAUUCAUGGAUUGAGCUUUCCGAAGUCUGCUUAUAACGAUGUGAAACUGCCGGUUCUUUGUACUCAGUCUAGUGAUGAAAGUCAACCUGGAACGGCCGUCGCUAGCAGUAGCAACAAGGUUUCUGUUGGUGCAGGAGGGAAUACAUACGUCGGAUUCCGCAACCAAAAAUCAUUCCGUUUUCUCGGUAUACCAUAUGCAAAUCCACCAGAAAGAUUCGUCUAUUCUACGCCAUACUCACCCACGGGUCAGACAAUUCAAGCAACCGCAUAUGGAUCACAAUGCGCUCAGGUUUCCGGCGGAAGCGAGGAUUGUUUGUUUCUCAACAUCCAGACUCCAUAUAUUCCUAAAGCAAAUUCUACCAAGGGUUUAAGACCGGUCAUGUUUUGGAUCCAUGGUGGUGGAUACGUUACUGGAAGUGGUGCUGAUCAACUGAGUGAUGGAGGUGAUUUGGCUAGCAGAGAGGAUAUUGUUGUGGUGAAUAUUAAUUACCGGCUUUCAACCUUGGGGUUUCUGGCCAUUCCUGGAACGAAUAUUACGGGAAACUUUGGUAUUGCUGACCAAAUUAACGCUCUAGAGGUAAUACAUUCUUGGACGGUGAAAAAUAUCGCUUCUUUUGGAGGAGAUCCGAACCGAAUUACAAUCAUCGGUGAAUCAGCUGGAGCAGGAUCAGUCCGAGUACUUCUAGGCUCACCACCAGCAAUAGGAAAGUUUCAAGCUGCAGUGGCCAUGUCCAACCUCGGUGGUGGUGUAGAUCUUGGACUCUCAGGUGACUAUGCAACCACUUACUCCACAUAUCUCACUAUACCAGAAUCAUAUGCCAGAGUUGGCCAGAAUAUAUUUCAGGAGUCAGGAUGCAAUCAAGCAUCUUUACCCGAUCAAAUUGCCUGCCUCAAAAAUGUUCCCGCCUUACCUUUGGUUCAACUCAACUACGCCGCGCAAUACGUUGUUCAGGAUGGCCACUAUGUUAACACAGCGGAACUCGACCUUGUCAAUCAUAAUGGCAGCACAGCCUACGUGGAUGUGAUAUUUGGUGUCACCGCCAAUGAUGGCGCAUCAAUCGGUUCCGUCUACCCUUCGAAGCCUGUCACUUCCGAAGUAGCUGGCAUCGCUGCUUCUUUAAGUAUAUCUCAGUCCUAUGCUCAAUCUAUAAUUGAUAGUGAGCUGUUCCCUUACUACGACACUGGAAACAUCACGCUUGACUCAUUUAACGUGUCACAGCGGGUGGCGACGGAUAAAGAUUUCAGAUGUGUAGAUCAGGCAACGAUGUUCGCGGGCUCCAAAAAUAGCAUUUUCAAGUCGAGCUAUUUCUAUGAGAUGGAUAGGACCAUUGCCGGCUAUGACCCUAAUGGGCUUGGUGGACCUCAAACCUCGCCUGGCUACCCUAAUGGAAACCCAAAUUUGCCAUAUUUCAGAUUCCAUGGAGCUGAUAUGCCAUGGGUAUUUGGAGCUUUCAAUACCGGAUUGCAGUUCCGAGAUGCUGAGGACUUGUGGAGCUUGGAGUUAAGUGUCAGUUACUUUGGAGCAUUUGUCAGGACGGGAAAUCCGAAUCCAGAUGAUGGAUUUUUGAAAAGUAGGGGAUACGAAACCGCGCAGAAGGGCAUUCAACUGGCUGGAAAAUGGGAGGAGGUAGGUGCUGGAGGGGAAAAGGGCAGUAUGAUGUUGAUUGAUUGGCCAGGGAAAGCCCAAAGCUUCGUCGACUUAGAACAGUGCAAGUGGCUGGGAUAUCCAGUUGAUUAUUACGUUCAUGGCGGUAGUUAG